Molecule: messenger RNA, 5497 nt
Organism: Chelonia mydas (Green sea turtle)
Lineage: Eukaryota; Metazoa; Chordata; Testudines; Cheloniidae
Gene: FHOD3
Product: formin homology 2 domain containing 3
Exons: 28
Coding region: 457-5301 (1614 amino acids)
Biological process (GO): actin filament network formation; sarcomere organization; cortical actin cytoskeleton organization
Cellular component (GO): cytoskeleton; cytoplasm
Molecular function (GO): actin filament binding
Source: RefSeq, a predicted model, not a curated record
CCGCUGCAGCGGCUCAGGCUGACUGAGCAUGGGGGAGCAGCUGCCGCCGCUGCUCUCCGGCUGCCCGUGCACCGCGCCCGCCGGCCGCUCCGCCCCGGGGCUCUGCCCUUUGUCAGCCUGAAGGACGCCCGCACCGUGUGGAGCCGGGCGGGGAGGGGGCGAUGAUCCCCGCGUGCUGGGGGCUCUGAAGCAGUCGGGCUCCGCUGCGUGCAUCUUGCGGUGGCUCCUGCGGCCGGUGCUUCUCCUGCUUCCCCCCGCCCUCGGGUUGCAGCUCAGCCCGGCCGCCGGGGAGCGGAGCCUGAUCUCUGCCAACCUGCCGCUGCGGGCUGAUCGCAGCCCUGCUGCUAGGCUCCAACUUUUAUUUCUUGUUCGGGGGGGAGGGGGCGCCUCCUGCCCAGCCUCCCCCACCCUGUGCUUUGCCGCUGCCGCCGCUGCCGUGUUUUGCAUGGAUGCACCAUGGCCACGCUGGUCUGCAGGGUGCAGUUCUUAGAUGACACCGACCCCUUCAAUAGCACCAACUUCCCCGAGCCCACCCGGCCCCCUCUCUACACCUUCAGGGAGGACAUCGCGCUCAUCACCCAGCUGGCCGGGGUGCACCGCCUGCUCCGAGCCCCGCAUAAGCUUGAUGACUGUACACUGCAACUGUCCCAUAAUGGUACCUAUCUGGAUUUAGAAUCCACCUUAGCAGAGCAAAGGGAUGAAUUGGAAGGUUUCCAGGAGGAUGCUGGGAGGGGCAAGAAGCACAGUAUAAUUCUGAGGACCCAGCUCUCAGUGAGAGUCCACGCCUGCAUUGAAAAACUCUACAACUCCAGUGGACGGGAGCUGAGACGGGCCCUUUUCUCUUUGAAACAAAUAUUUCAGGAUGACAAGGAUUUGGUUCAUGAGUUUGUUGUGGCUGAAGGCCUGACUUGCUUGAUAAAAGUGGGAGCUGAGGCAGACCAGAACUAUCAGAACUACAUCUUAAGAGCUUUGGGCCAGAUUAUGCUGUAUGUAGAUGGCAUGAAUGGAGUAAUAAAUCAUAAUGAAACCAUCCAAUGGCUGUACACUCUCAUUGGGUCAAAGUUCCGUCUGGUGGUAAAAACAGCACUGAAACUGCAGCUGGUGUUUGUGGAGUAUACGGAAUCUAAUGCACCACUUUUAAUCCAGGCAGUAUCCACAGUAGAUGAGAAGAGAGGAGCCAAGCCAUGGUCCAACAUUAUGGAGAUCCUGGAGGAAAAGGACGGGGUUGACACUGAACUGCUGGUUUAUGCAAUGACCUUAGUUAACAAGACGCUGUCGGGGUUGCCAGAUCAGGACUCUUUCUAUGACGUGGUGGACUGUCUGGAAGAGCUAGGCAUCGAAACUAUUUCACAGAGACACUUGAACAAGAAAGGAACAGACUUGGACUUAGUUGAGCAAUUUAACAUUUAUGAGAUGACACUGAGACAUGAGGAUGGAGACGAGACUGCUGAUCCCCCGCCCAAUGGGCGCAAAGAUAGAAGAAGGGCCAGUCUUGGCUCCAGUGAACGAAGGGGGUUAGAGCGCAGGAGAAGCCGCAGACAUUCAGCCCAGAGCAUCAAAAGCACUUUAUCAGCUCCUGCAAGUCCCUGCAGUCAGUCGAGCCCAAGCUUCAUGUUAGGCCAUGGACAGCGUAUUGAAGAUCUUAGUGAGAAAGAGGAGAAGGAGUAUGAAGAAGAAGAAGAGGAGCCACCAGUCACAGAGCCUAAUACUGAGGAUGAGGGGGAGGAAGAGGCCACUAGGCAGGUCAAACCCAGUGAGGUCCCAGACGUAAACCUGGUUGCAAAUGAAAAGCUGCAGAAUGAGAAUCAGAGUUCUGAUUCUUCAACCGUCUCAAGUGCAGUUUCUCAAGCCGAGAGGCCUCCCUCAUGCUCUAAAGCCAAGAGUCCGCCCAGCAGCUCAUCUUCUGUGCCUGAUUCAUCUGUCUCACUCCAUUAUUCUGUUUAUUCAUCACCAUCCUCUCCUGCACUUAACUCCUCCCAAAAUUCAUCAGCAUCUAUUACUCCAAAGGCAUCUCCAACUGUAGAGAAAUUGCCUUAUGUACCACAUAGCCCUUUUCACCUUUUCUCCUAUGACUUUGAAGAGUCUCCAGCAACUGUUACAGAAAAGGAAGCAGAGGUUAUCAGGGAAAACAGAAACAGUAGCUAUGGCAACAACUCUUAUUCCUCUACAACACCUUAUUCUGGACUAAGUGCACCUACAACACCCAUUUCUCGUUAUGGGACAACUCUCUCACCACCUCAGGAGACCAAAUCUGAAAGGCCAGCAUUGGGUGGUCUCCUUACAUCAUCUUAUCGGCAACACCAAGAGUCCUUGGCAGCGGAAAGAGAGAGGCGACGUCAGGAGAGAGAAGAGAGGUUGCAAAGGAUAGAGCGGGAAGAGAGAAACAAAUUCAACCGUGAUUAUUUAGACAAAAGAGAGGAACUAAGGCAAGCAAGAGAAGAGAGAUACAAAUACUUGGAGAAGUUGGCAGCUGAGGAGUAUGAGAAGGAGCUGAAAAGUCGGAGUAUAUGCCGAGGCAGAAGUGAGCUGUCCUUGAACUUGAGCUCUCCUUCUGCCCCAUCCUCUCCCAUUCCCAAGUGCAUCAGCCCAGCAUCCAUAGAGUCACAGGAGGAGCUGAAGACCCCUUCAACACCCCGUGGGACACCUCAGCCCCCUGAAGUGAGUGCCAGUGAACCUGAACCCGAGCCUGAGCCAGAGACAGAACCAGAACAGGAAACUGAGGCAGAGGCCGAGCAGGGAACGGAGACACCACAGGAAGUAGAGGCUUCGGAGGUGGGACCAGAAAGUGAGGUGGAGCAAGGUCCUGAGCGAGAGCCAGAAGAAAGUGCAAUACUCAGUGAAAAAGAGAGGCAGAAUGAGGAAGUGAAUGAAAAAGACAACUGUUCUGCAUCCAGCAUAUCCUCAGCAAGCAGCACUUUAGAGAGGGAAGAAAGAGAGGACAAGUUAACCAGUGACAAUGAAACUGGUACGUGGUCAAAGACUAUUCAAGAUGCUGGUGUGAAUGAGCAGUGCAGCAACAUUCUCAACAACAAACGGUUUAUGCUGGAUAUGUUGUAUGCCCAUAACAAGAAGCCCAAGGAUGAAGAGGAGAAAGAGGUGGAGGAGAAGGAGGAAGAAAAGAAGGAGACGGAGGAAAGUGAUGAGUCAAUCACCAGCCUAGCCAGUAGGAUCUCUAUCCUGCAGGCCAGCAAGCAGGCCAAAGAUGAAAGUGUCAAAAAGAUGGAGAUUGGAAAUCUGGACAACCAAGGCAGUGUGAAAGCCUUUGCAGAAAAAUUCAACAAUGUUGAGUUGGCCAAGGGGACAGUAUUGCCUGAGGGUGAGCUCGAUGAAAAGGUCCCUGAGAAAACACCAGCAGAGCCCAAGAAGGAAUCUGAUUACAUUUGGGAUCAGCUCAUGGCUAAUCCUAGAGAACUUAAAAUCAAAGACAUGGAUUUUACAGACUUGGGGGAUGAGGAUGAUGUAGAUGUGUUGGACGUUGAUAUGGGUCCUGGGGACUCCCUAAUUCCCCCUCCCCCACCUCCACCUUCCUUUUUGGGUUUGCCUCCUCCACCACCUCCCCUUCUGUUUGGAUGUCCACCUCCACCCUCUGGUAAUUUAUUGGCUCCUCCUCCACUGUUCAGCACUCCUCAGGGUUUAGGGUCACCCCAGGUUUCUAGGGGUCAGCCAGCAUUCAUGAAGAAGAAGAAAACCAUCCGUCUGUUUUGGAACGAGGUACGGCCAUUUGAGUGGCAGUGUAAAAAUAACAAACGCUGUAAAGAAUUCCUGUGGUCGAAACUGGAACCCAUUAAGGUGGACACUUCCAAACUGGAGCACCUCUUUGAAUCUAAAUCCAAGGAACUGCCGGUCACAAAGAAAACUGCUGCAGAUGGAAAGAGACAAGAGAUCAUUGUGUUGGACUCAAAACGAAGCAAUGCUAUUAAUAUUGGAUUGACAGUGUUACCCCCGCCAAGAACCAUCAAGACUGCUAUUUUGAACUUUGAUGAAUAUGCCUUAAACAAGGAGGGAAUAGAGAAAAUUUUAACUAUGAUUCCUACGGAGGAAGAAAAACAGAAGAUCCAGGAGGCCCAGAUGGCAAACCCUGACAUCCCACUGGGGAGUGCAGAGCAGUUCCUUCUCACUCUUUCCUCCAUCAGUGAGCUCUCCGCUAGACUCCAGCUUUGGGCUUUCAAAAUGGAUUAUGAGCUAGUGGAAAAGGAAGUUGCAGAACCACUUUUAGACCUGAAGGAAGGAAUGGACCAGCUGGAGCAUAAUAAAACCUUGGGAUUUAUCCUUUCUACUUUACUAGCCAUUGGGAACUUUCUAAAUGGAACCAAUGCCAAAGCUUUUGAGUUAAGCUACCUCGAGAAGGUUCCGGAAGUCAAGGACACAGUGCAUAAGCAGUCUCUCCUCCACCAUGUCUGCACUAUGGUGGUGGAAAAAUUCCCAGACAGCACAGAUCUUUAUUCAGAAAUUGGGGCCAUCACUAGGUCAGCCAAGGUUGACUUUGAGCAACUUCAGGACAAUUUAUGUCAGAUGGAGAAAAGGUGCAAAGCAUCAUGGGAUCACCUUAAGGCUAUAGCAAAGCAUGAAAUGAAACCAACGCUGAAGCAAAAAAUGUCUGAGUUCCUUAAAGACUGUGCAGAAAGAAUCAUAAUUCUGAAGAUUGUUCACAGAAGAAUAAUUAACAGGUUCCAUGCAUUUUUGUUAUUUAUGGGUCAUCCUCCUUAUGCAAUCCGUGAAGUCAACAUCAAUAAGUUCUGCAAAAUUAUUAGUGAAUUUGCUUUAGAGUAUCGCACCACCAGGGAACGAGUUUUGCAGCAGAAGCAGAAACGCGCCAACCACAGGGAAAGAAACAAGACCAGGGGGAAAAUGAUCACAGAUACGGAUGAAGAGGAAGAUGUAGAGUCUGGAAAGUUCUCCAGCAACUCUACACCAUCUCAGAGCCAGCCACAGGGUCUGCAGUAUGCUGAAGAUGCAGCAGAGCACGAGAACAUGAAGGCUGUGCUGAAGACCUCCUCCGUCAGUGGGGAAACCACCACUGCACUAGGUGUUCGCACUCGAAGCAGAGCCAGCAGAGGCCGUAUCGGUUCAUGGAAUGCUGCUGGUGAUGAUUCACCUAAUGCUACAGAUGAUGCAGCUGAUGAGAUCAUGGAUCGCAUUGUAAAGUCAGCCACCCAAGUGCCAAGUCAGCGAGCGGUGCCUAGAGAGAGGAAGCGGUCACGUGCAAACAGGAAGUCAUUAAGAAGAACACUAAAGAGUGGACUGACACCAGAAGAAGCCAAAGCACUGGGCCUCAUCAGCACCUCUGAGAUGCAGGUGUGAAAUCCUUAGAGGUGGCUACAAGCAAAACCAUCAUCGGUGAUACACGGGCUGACAACCAUUCAGUGUGGCAUUGUUCUACCAGCCUCAUCUGUUCCUCCUGACAUCCCGUCCUCUAUUAGUUUAAUUUUGAUAAGAUAUAUAACAGAAAAAACAAAAAGGGCUAAAGAAGGGUGUGUCACAGCUCAGCACUAAAACC